AUGACUGCUAUCAAGAAGGUCGCCAUCGCUGGUGCCAACGGCGCACUUGGAUCCGCAGUCUUUGCGCAGAUUGUCAAGGGAGGCUUUGAAGUGACCGCCCUCGUCCGAAGUGCGGGCAAGAUUCCCAACCUCCCUUCGUCAGCAAAGGAAGUUGUCGUCGACUUCACCUCCCAGGACUCCCUCGCCGCCGCCCUCAAAGGUCAAGACGCGACAGUCUCCGUGCUCGGCUCUCAGCCCGGGGCGGGUGCCGCACAGAAAGCGCUCGCCCAAGCCUCCGCAGUCAGCGGCGUCAAGCGCUUCAUCCCUUCAGACUUUGGCAGCAACCUCGAAAACUCCGAGGUGCGCAAGCUCGCCGUCUUCAAGGAAAAGUUCGAGGUCCGGGACGAGCUGGCGAGGCUGGCGAAGGAGGGCAAGCUCACCUGGACGAGUGUUUGCAACAACGCCUUCUUGGACUGGGGGCUGGAGAACAAGUUCGUCCUGGAUCCUGUCGAGGGCAAGGCUACGCUGUGGGACGGCGGUGACUUCCCCAUCUCAGUUACACGGCUGGCUGCGGUAGGCCAGGCUGUCGUCGGCGUCCUGAAGCACCCAGAUGAGACAGCCAACCGCACAGUCUACGUCCAGGAGGCCGCAGUGUCGCUGAAGCAGCUUGUUGAGAUUGCCAAGGAGCUCACCCCUGGCAAGAAGUGGACGGUCGUUGAGGGCAACACAGCAGAGGUCGUUCAGAAGUCCAACGAGGCGCUUUCUAAGGGUAUUUUCGAGGUUUGGGUGUUCGUCAGUCUCAUCUUCAGGGCUGCCUUCUCAAACGCCACUGGGGCGCACUUUGCCAAGAACGACAACGCCCUGCUCGGCAUACAUGAGUUGUCCGAGGCGGAGCUUAAGGCGGCGGUCAAGGAAACCUUGGCUGGCAUACCCGGAGUGAACUAG
This is a messenger RNA of Diaporthe amygdali, 924 nucleotides long. RefSeq lists its product as uncharacterized. The transcript has 2 exons. Lineage: Eukaryota; Fungi; Ascomycota; Sordariomycetes; Diaporthales; Diaporthaceae. The record is from RefSeq and is a predicted model, not a curated record. The coding region runs from base 1 to 924 and encodes 307 amino acids. Gene Ontology annotation, molecular function: oxidoreductase activity.